CUCUUUGUUCUUUUUGACACACAAACUGUAUCAUGUCUGAAGCGACCCAGCAGCGGAUUCUCGACGACCUCCACGCCGGCACUGUCAUUGCAGACACGGAGCAGUACGCCGCCAACAUCCAAGCCGACCACCAGACGGUCGUUGGCGCAAUGAAGUCCCUCGAGCGCUACCCCGAGAUGAUCACGACAAAGCCGUUCGACAAGACCCUCGUCUCAUUGACAGAGGAAGGCCUCGUCACCGUCAAGGAGGGCACGCUCGACGCCCGCAUCUUCAACGGCAUUGACAAGACCAACGGAACCACCCUCGCAGAGCUCACUGCUCGCUUCGGACCUGCGACUGGUCAAGCACAAGGCCGUGCCAUGAAGAACAAGUGGAUUCGCCUCGACAAGGCGUCCGGCAAGCUCUUCCGCGCUGUGGAGACAAUCGUCGACGAGGCUCAGCAACAGCUGGCUGCGAUUCAGGCCGGACAAACCGUGCCUGACUCUGCUCUGGCUGAGCUCCGCAAGCUCAAGUUGGCUGCUAGCCGAACCUACACUGCCUAUGCCAUCGGCAAGGGUGACAAGUUCUCCACCAAGAUUGUCAAGCCAGAGUCUGACUUGACGACUGCCAUGCUCACCAAGGAUGCUUGGCGUGAAGUUACCUUCAAGGACAAGAACUUGAAGGCUCUCGGCGCACCCACCAGCGGAGGCUACUUGCACCCCCUGCUCAAAGUUCGCACGCAGUUCCGCAACAUUUUCCUCGAAAUGGGCUUUUCCGAAAUGCCAACAAACAACUUUGUCGAGUCGUCGUUCUGGAACUUUGACGCCCUCUUCCAGCCGCAACAGCACCCCGCACGCGAUAGCCACGACACCUUUUUCAUCAAGGACCCCUCCACUUCGACGCAGUUCCCCGAGGACUACUUGAAGCGAGUGCACGAGAUCCACGAGAAGGGAGGCUACGGCUCCAUCGGCUACCGAUACGACUGGUCUCGCGCCGAGGCCCAAAAGAACAUUCUUCGCACGCACACCACUGCCGUCAGCACGCGCAUGCUGUACCAGUUGGCGCAACAGAAGGAGUUCAAGCCCGUCAAGUACUUUAGCAUUGACCGUGUCUUCCGAAACGAAGCCUUGGACGCCACCCAUCUUGCCGAAUUCCACCAAAUUGAAGGUCUUGUUGCCGACCGCAACCUCACCCUUGGCGAUUUGAUUGGCCUGCUGUCCCAGUUCUUCAAAAAGAUGGGUAUUGAGAAGCUCCGCUUCAAGCCUGCUUUCAACCCUUACACGGAGCCCUCAAUGGAGGUCUACAGCUAUCACGAAGGUCUCAAGAAGUGGGUCGAGCUCGGCAACUCUGGCAUCUUCCGCCCAGAAAUGUUGCGUCCGAUGGGUCUGCCUGAAGACGUUUCCGUUAUUGCUUGGGGUCUUUCUCUUGAGCGUCCUACAAUGAUCAAGUACAAGAUUGACAACAUCCGUGCUCUUGUCGGCCACAAGGUCGACUUUAACGUCAUCCGCAGCAACCCUAUCUGCCGCCUUGAUCAUUAACGGGUCAAUGCCCGAGUAUUUCCACGAUGUCUGCUGUGCGUUUUAUCGGGUGUGAGACAACAAUGAAUAAACAUUGUCGCACAACUUGUUGUGACCUGAAACAAUGGUGCGUUGAGCGGCUUUUUCUGAGGC
Capsaspora owczarzaki ATCC 30864 is the source of this 1649-nucleotide messenger RNA. Its product is annotated as phenylalanyl-tRNA synthetase beta subunit. Lineage: Eukaryota; Filasterea; Ministeriida; Capsasporidae. Bases 33 to 1517 code for a protein of 494 amino acids. Gene Ontology annotation, cellular component: phenylalanine-tRNA ligase complex; cytosol; cytoplasm. Gene Ontology annotation, biological process: phenylalanyl-tRNA aminoacylation. Gene Ontology annotation, molecular function: ATP binding; tRNA binding; phenylalanine-tRNA ligase activity. The record is from RefSeq and is a predicted model, not a curated record. The transcript is spliced from 9 exons.